Messenger RNA from Drosophila montana, 3581 nucleotides. Its product is annotated as centrosomal protein of 162 kDa. Gene Ontology annotation, cellular component: centriole; centrosome; axonemal microtubule. The record is from RefSeq and is a predicted model, not a curated record. Gene Ontology annotation, biological process: cilium assembly. Bases 351 to 3251 code for a protein of 966 amino acids. Lineage: Eukaryota; Metazoa; Arthropoda; Insecta; Diptera; Drosophilidae. The transcript is spliced from 7 exons.
UGUACAAACAAGACGGAAAAAUGAUGCGAGAUUAAAAAGUAACAAAAAUAAAUAUAUAUUGUUUUUUUGCUUUUUUUUAUAUACGCAUUGCUGUAAAGACUAAAUUGAGUGAGACGGCGGCAACGUCGGCGGUCGGGUGUAAAAUUUUCGUCCAAACUGUAAAUUGAAAAAAAAAGGAACCAAAAUCAAAAGAACAACAACGCAAACAAAUAAACAAAACGCAGCGCAGCGCGAACGCUGGUGUGCGUGUGUGUGUGUGUGGGCGCCAGGCGUAGACGACAGCAACAACAGCACGAAAAGGGAUUAGAAGAAUCAGUUGGAGCAGAAGGGAAAUUCGCUGCAAUUGGGACAUGUCCAAGGUGCAGCCAAUGGCGUCGGCGUCGGCGUCGGUGCGCGCACGCCCGCGCCAAUUGGGCGGCGAGAGUGUGACCAUAGCACAUGCCGAGGCGGCCAGUGGAGAUGCGGCGAGCGUGGAUCUGAACGCAUUGGACUACACCAGCAGCAGCUCGAUCAUUGAGUUUCUGGCCAAGGAGCAGGACUGCAAUCUCGAGCCAGCCGAUCCGGAUAGCAUAUUCCAGGAGGUGAAUCGCCUCGCCGACAGCACAGAUUUGCGCUCCGUGGAUGAGCUGCUGCUGGAAGCGGAGCGUCUCAUUCAGCAACAGCUGCGCUUGGGCGACGGUGACGGCGACGGCGACGGUGACAGCGAUGCCAAUGGCCAGGUGAAGACGCCCUCAACCACAUCACCGCAGUCGCUGUCAUCGCCACAGAACAGCAUCAAGCUGAACUCGCGCUUCACGCGCCGCAUCGACCAUGUCACCACCGUCACCACCGUUCGCAGCAGCACUGCGAGCACCACCAGGACCAGUCCAAGCCAUGCCAAAGCCAGCAACAGCAAAUUCAAAUCUGUGGGCAACUGCUCCGCGUCGUCGCCAACCGAGCCGCUGGCCAACUUUGUGGCGUUUGUUGAGAAUCUGCCCUCGGAAUCGGUCAUCUCCGAGGAGUCCACGCCCAAGGAUCUGCACAAUCACACGCACAACGGCGACGCCUUGGCCCAGCUGCAGCUGGAACAGCUCGACAACACCGAUGACGACGAGGAUACGAUGGAGGAGCUAACCGAAGCGGAGGACUGUGCAGCGGCAGUGUUGACCGCCGGCUCGCGGCGCAGCUCCGGGCAGGGCAAUCCAGUCCAGCCAGUUCAGCCAGUCCAUACCGUUCAGCCGGUGAAUCGCGGCCAGCAGAGGCCCAUCGCCCCGAUGGCCAGCUACAGCGAGAAGGCGGUGGGCAGCUCGCCCAAGCAUCUGGUCAGCACAUUGAGCUCGCCCAUUGAGCAGAUCGCGUGCAGCGUGUCGCGGGAGCAUGUGCUCAAGAACGAGAUCGAGCAGCUGCAGGAGCAGCUCAAGGAUACCGAGGAGCGUUUGGCCUCGGUCCGGCUGCAGAGCGAAUCGCUCUCCCAGACACAGCGUGCGCUGCGCGAGCACAACGGCCGGCUGCAGGAGGAGUCCGAGAUGCUCAAGCUGGAUGUGCAGCAUCUGCACGAAUGCGCCGGCGUUUUGCGCAGCGAACUGCAGUCGGCGCGCCGGGAUCGCGACGAGGCCCUCCAGCUGGAGCGUUCACUGCGCGCCGAGCUAGAGGAGGCGCAACAGGAGCGCCGGCACGCAGCCGACGGCAAGGAGAAGGAUGCACGCAUCAUACAGGAUCUGCAGCGGCAGUGCCGCGAAAUGGAGCGCAUACUCAUGCGCAAGCAUCCCGACUCGGUGUCGGCGCUGAUAGUUGCCUCGAAGAGCACUGGCAUCUGCUCGCUGAACGACCAGGAGAAUGUGAACAGCCGCAAGCUGCUGGAGCAGCGCAUCGCCCAGCUGGAGUCGGAUGCCAAGGAGCAGGAUCGCAAGGCACAGCAGAUACUGGCCAAUGUGCAGGCGCGCUUCAAUUCCGUGCAGGCCAAAUACGAGACGCACAUUGCCGACCUGGAGACGCAGGUGCUCAGCCUGCAGGAGAUCAACACGAAGCUGAACGAGCAAAUUGAAUCCCAGGUGCGCACACUGGAUCGCUUCAUGCAGAAGCGCGCCGACAGAUACUACAACAACUGCACCCAAACGGACGCAGUCGUCGCCCAGACGGGGCCGCAGCCCGUGGGCCACAUCAAGGCCGCCAUACACACGGGCACCCAGACACAGGCGAGCCACACAGGCGGCAUGCGCGAUCACAGCACCAACACCAUUGGCUGCCCCUCGCCCAGCAUCAGCUGCCAGCAGCAUCUGCAGCAGCAGCUCCAUCAACAGCAGCAGCAGCAGCAGCAGCAGUUGCACUCGGCCGGCAGCAGCAGCACCAGCAGCACGGCCAACUCGACGCCGAACACGUCGCGUCCCAAUUCGAAGCAGAGCGGCGGACAGCGACGCAAUCCGGCAAUUGGCAACUCCAAGCUGCCCAUCUCCCAGUCCGAGUCCACAUUGUCGCUGCUCAGCCAUGGCCCUGGCCCUGGCGCUGGCCCUGGCGCUGGCCCUGGCGCUGGUCAUGGCCAUGGUCAUCUCCAGGCAGCGGGCCACAAGGAGGACACACAGCUGCUCAGCUCGGUGCGCAGCAUGCGCAUCGAUUUGGCCCUAAAGAACAAGGCCAUGCAGCGGCUGACACGUGAGCUCGAUGAUUGCAAGAAGACCAUAAGGAAGCUGCAGCGGGAACGCGAACGCGAACGCGAAAGGGAACGGGAACGGGAACGGGAGCAUGCCGGAGUGGGAGCAGCUGCAGCUGCAGGUUCGCGUUUGGAGAAUAAACUUCAUGGCGGCGCCGGCGGCGGCGGCGGCGUGUCGGCCAGUGGAGGCGCCGCCCAGCGACGUGGACACGAUCAUCAUUAUCAUCAGCAUUAUCCGGAUCAUGUGCCAGCGACCACGGAGAAUCAGGCGCUGAAAGAGGCACAGAAUAAGUUUCAUCUGCUGGAGGCGGACUACAAAACGCUGCACGAUAAGCGCUUGCAGGAUCUAAAGACCCUGCAGAGCGCACAUGAGCGUGAGUUGGCCUCCUGCAAUGAGACGGUGCGCAUAUUGCAGCAGCGUUUAAAUGAGCGCGAGGAGGCGUUUGCCACACAGAAGCGCCGCAAGGUGCCCGUCGACUACUAUGCGCUGAAGGCCAAGGUGUCGCUGCUCGAGCGGCGUCAUUCGGAGCGGGAGGAGCGGCUGCACAUGCUCGUGGAGGCGCUCAGCAAGGGUCGGCUCAAUGGUGCCCUCGAGGAUCUGUUGCAGGAGAACAACAACAAGUAGAUCGCAUAGUUGGGCAUAGUUGUGAAAAGAGAGCGAAAAGUCGCACUUUAACGAGCUAUCGAUAUCGUUGCGUUAUCGUUAUCGGUUCGUUAUCAUCAUCGUUAUCGCUAUCGUUAUCGUUAUCGUGCAUGCAAGAAGCGAAUCAAUUGUCUGAUUCCAAACAAAAACAAGCAAAUCAAAAUUAACAGAGUAUUCGUUUUGUUAUGCUUUAAACAAAUUACAUUUAUGUUAAAUAAUAAUUAAUUUUUUAUAUACAUUGAUUAAGAUUUAUCGAUAGAUCGAUAACAGUUGCAACACAUGCGCAAUUCCAGCCAAAUUGUACGAUUAUUA